This is a messenger RNA of Penicillium hordei, 3327 nucleotides long. Its product is annotated as ankyrin repeat protein. The transcript has 2 exons. The coding region runs from base 1 to 3327 and encodes 1108 amino acids. Gene Ontology annotation, biological process: transmembrane transport; metal ion transport. NCBI's taxonomy places the organism in Eukaryota, Fungi, Ascomycota, Eurotiomycetes, Eurotiales, Aspergillaceae. The record is from RefSeq and is a predicted model, not a curated record. Gene Ontology annotation, cellular component: nucleus; cytoplasm; membrane. Gene Ontology annotation, molecular function: protein binding; metal ion transmembrane transporter activity.
AUGCCACCCUCCCGCUCCAGCAUAACGAGCGACAGCCAUGAGCGCCUGGAGCCGCGACUCCUCCGCGCCGCAGAAUCAAACGACAUCGACUCCCUCAAAAAGACAACAGCACUUGCCAGCGAGUACAACCAAUUAACCGACAAUUUCCUCCGCAUCGGAUUAAUGCGCAGCGCCGAACGAGCCUGCGUCGCAGCAACAGAAUACCUCCUCACCCUCGGCGCAAAAACAGACGUCCCCUCAAACCGCGCCUCACCACUCCUCCGCGCCGUAGAGCGCGACCACUACGAAAUCGUCCGUCUCCUCCUCGACCAUGGCGCGAGCCCAGACUCCGCUGAUAAAGAAGGUCGAACGGCGCUCAUGACUGCAGCAUGGAAGAACCACGCUGAUAUCCUGCACUUGCUCAUUAUCCGCGGCGCGGACGUGAAUAAGCGCGAUCUGCGACGGCGGAAUGCAUUGCACAACCUUGCCGCUGAUAAGGCUUGUCGGUGGGGGUGGGGGGAUGAGGUCGUGAGCUUGUUGCUGAGGACGGAGUGUCUUGUUGAUGGUAUUGGGGGGCAAGAUGAGCUUGGGCGUACGCCGUUGCAUUGGGCUUGUGCGUCUGGGCAUUGGAGGUUGGCGGAGAUGUUGUUGACGAGGAGUGUUGGUGAGGGGGAGGUAGCGCGGAUGCCGGCGGAGAUCGAUGCCGUUGAGUUGCGUGGGAAGACCGCAUUGCAUAUUGCUACUGCUCAUGACCGGGCGGAUAUUGUGCAGUUGCUGCUUACGCACAAGGCUUCUGUCAAUGCUGCUAGUGAUGGUGGGUGGACGCCGCUUCAUAAUGCUUGUGAUAAAGGAUGUGAGGAGAUUGUGCGGAUUUUGGUCAGUGAAGGUGCGCAUAUCAAUGCUCAGCUUUUGAAUGAGGUCGUGGAGUGUCUUCUUGAGAAGCCGGAAUUGAAGAGGAGGGUUAGGGAUAAUUUUGGCAGUACGCCGUUUCUGCGCGCGGCGCAGUUCAAGAGGAAGGAUAUUGUGCUGUUGCUUGCGCCGUUUAACAAUGUUGAGAGUCUUUCUGAUGAUGUUAAGGAGGCCUGCGCGGCGUUCGAUGCUACUGUUGUUGAUUUUGGAAACUUUCAUAAUGAGAAUAGGGUUAAGCGCAUGUCGGUGUUUAAUCUGCUUUAUGGGAGGGACCGGGAGAAUCCUAGAAAACAGGCUGUUACCACUGUGCCCGCUGAUAGUCGUGGGGCUGAUUUCCGGUGGAUUCACUUACCGGCGAACAAUAUGGCGUGGGUGGAAGCUCUACUCACCAAGUCUUUUAUUGAGGAGGGUGCUCAUGAUGUUGAUGGGUUCAAGGGGCUGGAGAAGUCUUUCAACUAUCAGCAUCGGGGUCAAAGGACUCACUCACACUUUAUGCGACCGUUAUGUCAGAAUACGCCACGGACGCUGCUGCGGCGAUAUGAAGAGGAGACUUCGGAGGAGCCCGUGUCCGAGAAUGGGCAGGCAAAAACCAUGGAUAGUGCUGCUCGCAAGCAAAAAAGCACAGGUGGCAAGCCGGACAAGGUGGAUUCUUACUUCCACGAUGAAGGGCCAGGGUCACAUGGAAAAAAGAACAAAAACAAUCAGAAACGUGGCAAGUCAGGCAGCGCACCGGGGACCCCCAAACAGGAGAUGAAAGGGAAGUCACCUUGGGGCCAAAGCGAGAAACAGGCGAGGUCAUCCCCACUGUCUUCAAAUCUUUGCAAAGAUCCUCACCCUCUGGUUUCUACAUGUAACGUCUGUGUGUUCAUGCCAUAUCUACACUUCGAGACCACGGAGCGCAGACAAAAGAUGCAGGAUGCAAUCUCACGCGCGGAAACGCUGGAUUUUGUAUCCAAUGGGAUAAAGAGAAUGCGCACAAGAGACGAAAUGCUCAUCGACGCACAUCUAUCAUCCUCAACGACCUCCCUCCAUGUCCGCCGAACACUAGACCAGUUUUUCUACCCAAACAUCGACACCAAGAGUCGUGAUCAGGAUCAAGUGGUGUACCGGUACCAAACAAAAAGCCCAGGAAUGGGGGCAGACCCCAAGAUAUUCAUGGUGGAUCAACUGUGGAUGUGGGUUCUGGGCACGAAUCUGAUUGUGACGGCCUUCCCACAGAGAUGGGACCAGCCUAAGAAUGAUCCGCUUAACGUGCUGGAUGGGAUAAUUGAGGAUAUCAAUUCCAAAACCCGAGACCCUGUCAAGUCCGUCUAUGAUCUAGCCAUGAUAAUCACCAAUAGAUGCUCCGGAGUCUUCGAUCGACACCGCUUGGGCGACGAGGAGUACCAGUUCCUCGAUAUGUUCGAGUCAUCCAUCGGUAUAGCUACGGAUAAAGAAACCGUGCUUUUUAACCAGUUCAACCACGCCUCUGGACAAGCAUCAGACUGGCUGAAAAGCCAUCGGAAGCUGAAUGGUUCCUUCAGCUCUCCGCCCAAGCCCUGCGAUGGGAUAGACGAAAGCAGCAACUACUGCGACGAGGAUGGCCAGCCACUAUUCGUCGACCGGCUCCUGGACAUCGGACAGGAAACCAAUCUCUUAGCCGAGACAAAGGACAUCCGAGACGAGCUGAACAUGAUCCGGACAGUGCUGGAGCAUCAGAACAAUGUACUGCUUGACUUCCAAGAAGUUGUCUGCGAGACCUACCAAGGUCAGCACCGGUCCCAAUUCGAGGUCAAGAAACGGUUCAAAGAUCAGCAGCGCAUGAUCGACAUGCAUCUGAAGGAUAUCGACCGAAUGGAUAAACAGGCCGAGCGUAUCUACCACUCAAUCACGGAUCUACUGGAUCUCAAACAGAAACAUGCCAAUGCAUUCGAAGCCCGCUUUGCGCGUGAUCAGGCUGCGGGUACAACCCGCCAGAGCAAGACAAUUAUGGUCUUUACCAUUGUUACUAUUGUCUUCCUGCCAUUGUCAUUCAUCGCCUCCAUCUUCACGAUCAACCUGAAAGAAUUCGAAAACUUGAAUCUCGGCUAUGUGGCAAAGUAUACCUUUGGUAUUGGCUUUGCAAUCUCCAUCCCCCUUGUCUGGGUCGCUCUCACGGUUGAUGAUAUAGGUGGUUUCUUCCGCGUGGGUGGUCGACGCUGGCUGUCUAAUCGGGAGAAGGCGUCUGCGAAGAGUGAACGGGGCGAGGAAACACUCCAGGCUUUGGAGAUGGAGAAAAUGAUAAGUUUGUCGCGUAUGCGGAGGAGUAUCGAUGUUGGAUACGGUGGUAGUCUGCUGCCUGUUUCUACACGUGGCACGGGGACGUCGAGGAGGCCUGAUCUAUACGUUGGUGGAUUGGGCAAUGGCACUGUGCGGAAAAGUUACGACCUGCGGUCUAGUCUGGACUGCAGAUCACGAUGA